CAUAAAUUCUGACAAAAGCAAUUCUUUUACGUUGUCAGCUGCCAUCCUGUCAAAAUGAAAGUAGACUAUGUCGAACAAAUUCGAAGCAGAACGAAUGAUGUUUUCAUAGGUGGCACAAAUUCAAGAUGUCUGCGCCCAUAGAGGUACUGUUUACCAGUGAUAUAUCCGGGCAAUUAUGGAAUACUUGUGUUUGGGACAUAAAUACAGGAACCAGUCUUACAUCAUACAAAGGAGAGAGUACCAGUCAUAGGGGAUUGUGUAUCCUUGGUAACCAAUAUCUACUGGGAUCAUCGUGUUCUAAACCUCUCAUUCAUGUAUGGGCUUUACAAAGGAGGGAGCAGCAUCAGUUGAAGAUCAUUUGUCCUGGUAGAGUUACUGCCCUUGCAGUAUCACCAGAUGGCACAUACUGCAUUGCUGCAGUUGGAGAGAAAAUUCAUUUAUGGCAGGUGUGCACAGGUAAUUUGAUGUCAGUGUUGAGUCGCCAUUACCAGACUGUGAAUGUGUUGAAAUUUACAGACAACUGUAGUCACUUUAUAUCUGGAGGGGAGGACAACCUAGUUAUUGUAUGGUCACUAGUCAGUGUGCUGUCUUCCAUGAACAACCCAACCAGGAAACCAGAACCAGUGCGAAUAUGGUCCAGUCAUUCAUUACCUGUUACAGAUGUACAUGUAGGAAAAGGUGGGAGCAGGUGUCGUGUUGUCUCUGCAUCCUUAGAUCAAACUUGCAAGAUCUGGGACAUGGUUUCUGGAGAACUGUUACAAACUAUUGUAUUUCCAACUAGUGUGAUGUCAGUUGCCAUGGAUACUGCAGAAUUAAGACUGCUUGCAGGAGGCAGUAAUGGAGAUGUGUAUUGUAUCAAUAUGUAUGGUCAGCCAAUAAGAACAGAACGACAUAUUGAAUCACAUGACCAGCAAGGGGUUUCUUGCCUGAAAGGACACAGUAAGCAGGUGACCUGUCUCUCAGUUAGUACUGAUGGCACAAAGAUUGUUUCUGGCUCACAUGAUCAUACAGUAAAAAUCUGGGAUGUUUUCAGUGGUCAGUGUGUACGAACUUUACAACAUAAAGGUCAAGUAACAAACACAUUAAUAGUUCCUACUCCACCAGCCAUCAUUAACGCAGAGAUUAAGCCAACACUUCAUCUUCAACCGUUCAAGCGCCAUCUGUACACAGGGGAGGAUAACUCUGAAGAUGGUGGCAUUCUUCAUAUCCGCAUUACUGGACAGCAGAAGGAAGAAGAUAGAGAAAUGGAUCUGUCGAAAUUGCAGAAAGAACAUUUUAGUGAUACCAAUAUUUCAAGCCUGAAGGAAGAAUUACAGCAAGUAAAAGCAAUCAACCAAGAUAUCUUCAAUUUUACUGUAUGCACAGAUGGCAUUGGUACAUUGAAGUAGCUAAAACUAUGGUCAGACCCAGCCUUUGCCACACACUGAUUCUUCCAAGAAAUGAACAGGCAUGUUCUCUGGUCUUGACACCUUUAUACCUGUUUUGGUGGGUGAUGAAAAGCUGUGUGCAUUGAUGGCAAGUUGUUUGGCCGAAACAGGAGGUCGCUGACUUCAAAUCACUUGCCCCUCAUCCAUGUGUGUUCGAGCCUCACUCGGGGUGUCGAAUUCUUCAUGUGAGGAAGCCAUCCAGCUGGCUUAGGGAAGGCCGGUGGUUCUACCCAGGUACCCGCUCCUGAUGAAAUAAUGCUUGGAGGGGCACCUAGGGUCUUCCUCCACCAUCAAAUUUGGAAAGUCGCCAUAUGACCUAUAAUUAUGUCGGUGCAACGUUAAACCCAACAAACAAACGACACCUAUGUUGAUGAAAUACAGUGUGCCCCUGGGAUCAGUACUUGGUCCAAAGAACUAUAUCAUGUACACUAAACCUGUUGGUGCUAUAUGCAGUGGUCAUGGACUGCUUCAUCAUUUCUAAGCCGAUGACUCUCAAUUCUAUCUGUCCUUUCAGCCAAUAGAAGCUGUGGCUAGAAGUGGGGCUUUUCACAGCAUUGAGAGUUGUGUGGCAGAUGCAUUGCAACAUGCUGAUAAAACGGAGGUAAUGUUAUUCGCAUCAAAGCAUAACUCCAAGUACAUUGAGGACGUCUCAAUGAAAUUCGGUGACCCUGUGAUAAAUCCACAAAAUAGAAAUCUUGGUGCAGUAUUUAACAACAGUAUGGAUAUGGAACAACAUGUCAAUUCUGUGUGCCGGGCUGGAUAUACACAACUAAGCAGAAUAGGUUACAUCAGGUGGUAACUUACCAUUGAUGCCACAAAGACCCUUGUCAACAGCCUGGUUACCUCAUGGUUAGGCUACUGUAAUACUUUGUUAAGUUAUGGGUCGGAGGCCUGAAUCAUAAUGUAAAUAAAGUUGAAAGUUGAAGUGGUAUUCCAAACAGCACUAAGAUGCCCCGUCACAACACCAGUUCUGAAGGAGUUCCAUUGGUUGCCAGUGAAAUACAUGGUGCAGUACAAGGUUCUGUCCCACACCUUCAAAGCUGUACACGAUCAAUCCUCUGCCUAUAUAAGGGAUAUGAUAGAAAUGUAUAAACUGGUCAGAAAGCUAAAAUCAUAAGGCACACUGUCAUUGGUCAAUGUUUUAUCCAUAUGUUCUACAUUGAUGAAUUUUGUUAAAGAGAUAAUGCAAUUUGUUUGUGUUGAAUGUGUAAUUGCAUUGUUUUCAAUUUAUUCUGUAAAGCACGUUUGAACCUGUACAUGUUCAUGGAAAGAGUGCUAUAAAAUUCGGUAU
Molecule: messenger RNA, 2718 nt
Organism: Mercenaria mercenaria
Lineage: Eukaryota; Metazoa; Mollusca; Bivalvia; Venerida; Veneridae
Product: WD repeat-containing protein 18-like
Exons: 11
Coding region: 126-1388 (420 amino acids)
Biological process (GO): rRNA processing; DNA-templated DNA replication
Cellular component (GO): nuclear pre-replicative complex
Molecular function (GO): protein binding
Source: RefSeq, a predicted model, not a curated record